Messenger RNA from Arachis stenosperma, 883 nucleotides. RefSeq lists its product as uncharacterized. Gene Ontology annotation, cellular component: cytoplasm; nuclear exosome (RNase complex). The coding region runs from base 49 to 663 and encodes 204 amino acids. The transcript is spliced from 6 exons. NCBI's taxonomy places the organism in Eukaryota, Viridiplantae, Streptophyta, Magnoliopsida, Fabales, Fabaceae. Gene Ontology annotation, molecular function: RNA binding. The record is from RefSeq and is a predicted model, not a curated record. Gene Ontology annotation, biological process: RNA processing.
UUUGAAAUAUUGGCAAGCAGCUGAGACUAAAAGCGACCGAGAGUGGCAAUGGUAAUGGCAAUGGAAGAAGAUGAAAAGCAACAAGAGGCGGUGUUGGUGACACCGGGCGAAGUUCUUGGAAGAGUCUCUGACAUCAAACCAGGGAGAGGCGCAUACGCUGCGCUUCACAACGAAACCGUUUACGCCUCCCUCACCGGUUUCCGCCGCACCUUAUCUCCCUCCCCUGAUUCCUCUGACCAGCGACCAACAGUUGAAGUAACGGGUCACAAGGCCCAUGGACCUGUUCCCCAGCCUGGCUCUAUUGUCAUUGCACGGAUCACUGAAGUGAUGGCUAAGACGGCAUCGGCUGAUAUUAUGUGCGUUGGUCCAAAGUCGGUUCGGGAAAAAUUUACCGGCAUCAUAAGGCAGCAAGAUGUUAGAGCAACUGAAAUUGAUAAAGUAGAUAUGCAUCUCUCUUUUCAUCCUGGUGACAUUGUUAAGGCUCUUGUGCUUUCGCUUGGGGAUUCACGUGCAUACUUUCUUUCAACUGCAAAGAAUGAACUUGGUGUUGUUUCUGCAGAAAGCAUUGCUGGGGCAUGUAUGGUUCCAGUAAGUUGGACAGAGAUGCAGUGCCCAUUAACAGGCCAAAUUGAGAACAGAAAGGUUGCAAAGGUUGCAAGCUGACAAGAAUACUAAGGUCCUGUAGAAAUCUUCUAACAAGUUUUCUUGUUAUAGUGGUAAGUUAUAUUCGGGUAAUUCUUGGUAACCAUACAAGAGCCCUAGUUUGCACUCUAUGUUACCAAUUGUUUUAACAUUGUAAGUAGCAGGAGAGCAGGGCAAUAUUCUCCCCCUUUUUUGUUCUGUUUUUAAGGACCUAAACUUAUGAAGUCUCAUUUUUAUAGUA